Periophthalmus magnuspinnatus is the source of this 1438-nucleotide messenger RNA. RefSeq names its product HGH1 homolog (S. cerevisiae) (gene hgh1). The transcript has 9 exons. The record is from RefSeq and is a predicted model, not a curated record. Bases 169 to 1260 code for a protein of 363 amino acids. NCBI's taxonomy places the organism in Eukaryota, Metazoa, Chordata, Actinopteri, Gobiiformes, Gobiidae.
GCACCCGGAAGCGCUACGAUCGUGAUUUUUCGUGGAUCGAAUUUUGCACAUGUUUUUGGAUGUUUUCUUUUCGCCCCCGAAUUUUAUCUUAAAUGUACACUUUUGCGGUGUUCUCUGCAGUUAAAUUCAUGGGAUCAGACCGGGACAGAAGCGACUGAAGAUUAAAAGAUGUUGAGUGAGUCAGAGUUGCAGGAGCUGUUGUCAUUCCUCAGACCUGAGACCAGACCUGAUGUUAAAGCAGGGGCCACUGAGUGUGUGCUCGGGCUGUCUGCGAACAGAGAUGGCUGCCUACUCCUGGGCUCCAAACCUGACCUCCUCCAAGCGCUGCUGCGGCUGACCUCUGAUCCCUCCAUCGGAAUUGUCAAAGAUGUUUAUUACACCUUUAUAAACUUGUCUGCAGAGGAGACACUGCACCAGGUGCUGGUGUCAGCGCUGAAUCUUCUGCCUCUGCUCUGCAUAAACCUGCUGGAUCCUUCGUUUCCUUUUUCAGACCAAAUCUGCACAAUCCUGUCCAACCUGAGCCGGGAUGAUCGCACCUGCCGCCAGGUGUACCAGGUACUGCAGGACAAAGUAGGACUGUCCAAACUGGUGGAACUCUUCUGCUGCGAAAAGUUCAACCCCAAAGCGACGUUUCACUACAUUGGCCCUCUACUGUCCAACCUGAGCCAGCUACAGGAGGCCAGGGAGGAGAUCCUGGACCGAGACCGGUGUGUGCUGCAGAGGCUCCUCCCCUUUACUCAGUUUGAGGCAUCAACCAUACGAAGGGGCGGAGUCAUUGCGACUUUGAGGAACUGCUGCUUCGACCACUCUCAUCACGCGUGGUUACUGAGCGACGAGGUAGACCUUCUGCCUUUUCUACUGCUGCCUUUAGCCGGACCAGAGGAGCUGAGUGAGGAGGAGAAUGAAGGCCUGCCUGUGGACCUACAGUACCUUCCGGAGGACAAACAGCGGGAGCCAGACUCAGACUUGAGGCGCAUGCUCCUGGAGACGCUACUGCUACUGUGUGCCACCUCCAGGGGGCGCUCCGUGCUGAAGAGCAGACAGGUGUACGCACUCAUGAGGGAGUACCACAGCUGGGAGAGUACCCCACAGGCCCGGAGUGCCGCCGAGAAACUCAUACAGAUCUUGAUUGGGGAUGAGCCUCAGACCGGGAUGGACAAUCUGAUGGAAAUCCCAAUCCCAGAAGAAGUGGAACAGAAACUCAGAGAAGCAGACGCUCAAGAGCAAGAGGAACUGGAACGAGAACUAAACCAGGACUGAAAUGGGACUAGACCGGGACUAAACCAGGACUGAAGCGUGACUAAACCAGGAAUAAACCUGGACUAAAGCAAAACUGAACCAGGAUUAGAACAGGACUAAACCAGUUGCUUUGGAUGGUCCUGGUCAUUCGAUGGACUGUGUAAAAUUACAUUUCUUCUGUAAUAAAUUUCAAUAAGUU